Messenger RNA from Sorghum bicolor (sorghum), 3146 nucleotides. Its product is annotated as mediator of RNA polymerase II transcription subunit 25. Gene Ontology annotation, biological process: positive regulation of transcription by RNA polymerase II. Lineage: Eukaryota; Viridiplantae; Streptophyta; Magnoliopsida; Poales; Poaceae. The transcript has 15 exons. The record is from RefSeq and is a predicted model, not a curated record. The coding region runs from base 264 to 2855 and encodes 863 amino acids. Gene Ontology annotation, cellular component: mediator complex; transcription regulator complex.
UUCGGGACUUGAAUUGAUCGACGGGCCUUUGGGCCCUCUAUAAAUCCAACCCGUCUUCCUCGUCUCCGUCGACGUUCCUCGCCGUUUCCGUCUCCGUCUCCGGAAAGGAAAAAGAGAAGGAAGGGGGAGAGAAGAAGAGGAAGAAGAAACUGAAUUUGGUGAGACCAAGCCGGGGGUGGGACUAGCGGGAGCACGUGGAGUGGGAUCGCCGCCGAUAAGCCGCCGGUGGGACUAGCGGGAGCACGCGGAGUGGAUCGAGGCGGAUGGCGGCUGCAGAUAGGCAGCUUGUGGUUGCCGUCGAGGGAACGGCGGCGCUGGGGCCCUACUGGUCCACCAUUGUGGCGGAGUACGUCGAGAAGAUCGUGCGGAGCUUUUGUGCAAGUGAACUGCCAGGCCAGAAGCUUGCAGGGCCUCCGCCUGAGCUUGCAUUAGUUGUUUUUCAUACCCAUGGACCCUACAGUGCUUUUGAUGUGCAGCGAAGUGGAUGGACAAAAGAUACCGAUGCUUUCCUAUCAUGGUUAUCUGGAAUAUCAUUCAGUGGUGGAGGAUUCAGUGAAGCUUCUACUUGUGAAGGUCUUGCAGAAGCACUGAAGAUACUUCAAGGUAGUCCUAAUGCAACCCAAAGUCAUCAAAACCAUGAAGCACAAAAGCAUUGCAUACUUGUCGCUGCAAGUAAUCCUUAUCCUUUGCCGACACCUGUAUACUGUCUUCCUACUCAAAGUACUGAUCACAAAGAGAACAUUGAGACAUCAAAAGAACCUUCUAUUGCUGAUGCUGAGACCGUUGCAAAGUCAUUUGCUCAGUGCUCUGUCUCACUGUCGGUGAUAUCUCCAAAACAGCUUCCAACAUUAAAGGCGAUAUACAAUGCGGGCAAGCGAAACCCUCGAGCUGCUGAUCCAUCAGUCGACCAUGCGAAAAAUCCACACUUCCUUGUUUUGCUAUCUGAGAAUUUCAUGGAGGCGCGAACUGCUCUAAGUCGUCCUUUACAUGGAAACAUGGCCCCAAAUCAAAGCAUUACAAAGAUGGACACUGCACCUGCAGUGACUAUGCCAGGACCGACUUCAAAUGCCAACCCCUCAGUGAAUGCAGUGACAGGCCGUCAACCAGUUGUUGGAGGUAUUUCUACCGCAACUGUUAAACUGGAACCAGCAACCAUGCCACCAAUAGUUUCUGCACCUGCUUUCUCACAUGUAACACCUAUUUCAAAUGUGGCUUCACAAGGAAUAUCAGCACUUCAAACCUCAUCACCAUCUCUUAUUUCACAAGAAGCAAAUAUGGCAAAUGAUAAUGUGCAAGAACACAAGCCUAUAAUAAACCCUGUUCAACAGCCAGUUCGGCCUGGUGGUCAUGGCAGCCUCCUCAACAAUCUGUCACAGGUUCGGUUGAUGAACUCAACUUCUUUAGGAGGAGGAGCUACCUCAAUGGGACUUCCUAACAUGGGGGCAACACCAAUACAAGUCCACAUGUCAAACAUGAUAUCAAGCGGCAUGACAUCAACACCCUCUGUCAUCUCCUCUAUGUCUGGACCUGGACAACCUAUUGGUACUCAACAGAUGGUACAGAGCACAGCUCUUGGUUCCUUUGGCUCAAACACUUCUACUGUAUCAGGCAAUUCAAAUGUUGCUGUAUCAUCCUCUCUGACUAACAACCAAAGCAGUAUGGGCAUGGGUCAAUCAGUGCAACCUGUGGCACAAGGAGGCUUGGUGGCUGGUUCACAAUUAGGACAAGGUGGAAUUGGUGCAAACCAAAAUGUGAUGAGUAGCCUUGGAUCUACAGCUAUCUCUUCAGCACCUGCGAUGAUGCCAACACCUGGGAUGGUCCCACAGACAGGAGUCAAUUCCUUAGGUGUGAAUAACAAUCCUGCUAUGAAUAUGCCUAUUCCACAGCAUGCCAAUGCCCAACAGCCGCCACCAAAGUAUGUCAAAAUUUGGGAGGGAACUUUAUCUGGCCAAAGGCAAGGACAGCCUGUAUUUAUUUGUAAACUCGAAGGUUAUAGGAGUGGAACAGCAUCUGAAACACUUGCAGCGGACUGGCCAGAAACUAUGCAGAUUGUUCGCCUCAUAGCCCAGGAGCAUAUGAACAACAAACAAUAUGUUGGCAAGGCCGACUUUCUUGUUUUUCGGACUUUAAAUCAGCACGGGUUUCUUGGACAACUACAAGAGAAGAAGCUGUGUGCUGUGAUACAGUUACCAUCGCAAACUCUGCUGCUGUCAAUGUCUGACAAAGCAGGUCGUUUGAUUGGCAUGCUCUUCCCUGGGGACAUGGUGGUGUUCAAACCGCAGGUCCCAACUCAGCAGACACCAAUGCAGCAGCAGCAGCUACAACAACAGCAACUUCAACAACAACAGUUACAGCAGCAGCAGCUGCAACAACAACACAUGCAUAUGCAGCAGCAAGGCCUCCCACUUCAGCAGUCGCAGAUGCAACUUCAGCAACAGCAGCAGCCACAGAUGCAACCGAUGCAGCAGCAGCCAACACAGAUGCAACACCAGCAGCAGCAACCUUCGCAGAUGCAGCCGAUGCAGCAUCAGCAGCCGCAGCCACAGCAGAUGCAAUCGAUGCAGCACCAGCAGCAGAUGCAGCACCAGCAGCAGCAGCAGCAGCAGAUGCAACCAAUGCAGCAACAGCAGCAGAUGCAACACAUGCAGCAUCAACAGCAACAGAUGCAGCAAAUGCAACAGCAGCAGCAACAGAUGCAGCAAAUGCAGCCUCAACAGCAGCAGCAACCCCAGAUGGUGGGUACAGGAAUGGGGCAGCAGUUCAUGCAGGGGCAGAAUCGGGCAGUGCAGAUGAUGCAAGGGAAGAUUAUGCCACAGGGCCCGGGCAGCAUGCCUGGGGGAGGCUUCCUACCUUAAAACAGCUCUUGUCAGCAGGCAUCAGAUGAAUUGAAUGUUUACACUGACCCGAGUAUAAAGAUGGUUGUGAUGUCAACUUUAUUUAACAGUUUUAGAUAAAUAGUCACUUGUGUAGUGGGAAGUGAUGUUUAGUAGUGUAAAUCAAUAGCACUCAUGUAGCUAAUAGUACCGUACUGAACUGACCCCAAUGGGAGUGGUGCUAAAACUUUUUUUUAAACUGCAUCCGAUUUUAUUGGUAGCCAUAUAAAUUCUGUAGUAAAACUGCCUUGUCAAAACAGAACCUUUCAUCAA